GAUUCACAUCUCUGCUUUUGAAACUAAACGCCAAAACCCUAACCAAAUGUGUGGCUCAUAACCUUCUCUCUCAAUCUCCAAUUUCCAUUACCCACAAUUCGCAUCCAAAUAACAAAUAGAGAAGCAUACAGAGGGAGGAGGAGUUGGAACUCAAUUGUACGUCGAGGAAGAAGCUGUUUCAAUGGCGGCGACUUCCAUUUCUGCAACGGGAUUGUGCUGUUCCUCUUCUUUCUUUGGAGGAUGGGGGUCUGCGGUGGCUGGAGAGGACUACGCGGCGCUGGUGGCUAAGCAGGGGCCGGUGCAAGUGGGAAUGGGGAAACCGGUGAGAUUCCGGCCGAUGAUGAAGAACGUGAAUGAAGGGAAAGGGGUUUUUGCGCCAUUGGUUGUGGUUACUCGGAAUAUCAUCGGUAAGAAGCGCUUCAAUCAGCUUAGAGGCAAAGCAAUUGCCUUGCAUUCCCAGGUAAUCACAGAAUUUUGCAAAUCAAUUGGAGCAGAUGGAAAGCAAAGACAAGGGCUAAUCAGGCUGGCCAAGAAGAAUGGAGAAAGACUUGGGUUCCUUGCCUGAGAUUUCAUCACAACUGGAAUUUCAAUCUCUUCCCUUCUUCUUAUCUCCUCUCCUGCUUUCUAUUCCAUUCAGUUCAUCAGCUGUAAUAUUAUUUUCUUAAAACACACUUUAGAAUGAAACACCCAUUUAGACACA
This is a messenger RNA of Benincasa hispida (wax gourd), 700 nucleotides long. RefSeq names its product protein PROTON GRADIENT REGULATION 5, chloroplastic-like. Gene Ontology annotation, cellular component: chloroplast. Gene Ontology annotation, molecular function: electron transfer activity. The record is from RefSeq and is a predicted model, not a curated record. NCBI's taxonomy places the organism in Eukaryota, Viridiplantae, Streptophyta, Magnoliopsida, Cucurbitales, Cucurbitaceae. Gene Ontology annotation, biological process: photosynthetic electron transport in photosystem I; response to high light intensity.